This is a messenger RNA of Gaeumannomyces tritici R3-111a-1, 1316 nucleotides long. RefSeq names its product mannan endo-1,4-beta-mannosidase C. NCBI's taxonomy places the organism in Eukaryota, Fungi, Ascomycota, Sordariomycetes, Magnaporthales, Magnaporthaceae. Gene Ontology annotation, molecular function: hydrolase activity, hydrolyzing O-glycosyl compounds. Bases 96 to 1316 code for a protein of 406 amino acids. The transcript is spliced from 3 exons. The record is from RefSeq and is a predicted model, not a curated record.
UGUGGUGGCACUCACCGUGGAAAUGUCGCGUCUCUCCCGUCCACAGUCCCUCCCUGGACUGCACGUUCCUCUCCAGGCACAGCACCGCCCCCAAGAUGCUCUUUGGAUCUUCUGGACUCCUGCCCCUCGGCCUCCUGGCUAGCGUGGCCCUGGGUGCUCCCUCGCCCGUGUCCCCGCGCGAGGCCCCUCGCGGCUUCGUGACGGUCGAGGGCCAGAAGUUCAAGCUUGACGGCAAGGACUUUUACUUUGCCGGCUCCAACGCCUACUACUUUCCAUUCAACGGUAACCAGGCCGACGUGGAAAAGGGCCUGCAGGCUGCCAAGGAUGCCGGCCUCAAGGUCUUCCGCACCUGGGGGUUCAACGACAAGAACCAGACCUUCAACCCCAGCGGCCUGCCCAAGUACAACUCCGCCAACGAGGUUACGUUCCAGACCUGGGCCAACGGCCGCUCGACCAUCAACGUGCAGCCGUUCGACAAGGUGGUCAACGCGGCCUCCAAGACGGGCAUGAAGCUCGUCGUAGCCCUGACCAAUAACUGGGCUGAUUACGGCGGCAUGGACGUGUACACGGUCAACCUGGGCGGGAAGUACCACGAUGACUUCUACCGCGAGCCGCGCAUCAAGGACGCCUUCAAGCGCUACGUGCGCGAGAUGGUGACGCGCUACAAGGACAGCCCGGCCGUCAUGGCGUGGGAGCUCGCCAACGAGCCCCGCUGCGGCGCCGAUGCGAACCGCAACCUGCCGCGCAGCGGCAACUGCACGCCCGCCACCAUCUCGGCCUGGAUCGACGAGAUGAGCGCCUUUGUCAAGUCCAUCGACCCCAACCACCUCGUGACCUGGGGCGGCGAGGGCGGCUUCAACGUGGCCGGCGGCAGCAGCGACGGCUUCUACAGCGGCUCCGACGGCGGCGACUUUGACCACGAGCUGGCGCUGCGCAACAUCGACUUUGGCACCUUCCACACCUACCCGGACUGGUGGGGGAAAUCCGUCGCCUGGACGAACCAGUGGAUCCGCGACCACGCCGCCUCGGGCCGCAAGGUCGGAAAGCCCGUCGUGCACGAGGAGUACGGCUGGAUGACGCCCGGCGCCCGCAAGGACCAGACGGGUACUACGCGGCCCGAGUCGCGCCUCGAGGUCAUCGGCGGCUGGCAGAAGGUUCACAUCGACGAGAAGAUGCCAGACAUGUACUGGCAGUACGGCUACUCGGGCUACUCGUACGGCCGCAACCACGACGACGGCUUCACCAUCUUCCUCGAGGACGCCGAGGCCCGGCAGCUGGUGUACUCUCACGCCAAGGCUAUGAACGCCUUGAACUGA